AGAUAGCCUAAACUCGAACUUGUAUUCUUUCCUUUGAAGAUUCAUCAAUUUGUAUGUCUCCAGAUUUUGCAUAUCAUUCCAGCCCGUAACUUUCCUUUUUCAAGUCCUAAAUUCACGGUGAGCGACUAAACGUAUUUUCGGGGUCGUGAAAGAAUACCCUUUUUAGAUUAGUAAAAAUUCAGACACGGAAAUUUCAGGCGGUUUAAGAUGUUACCGGUUCAGUGUUGCGUUCAUAUGUUCCUAGACUAGACUUAAAUACUAUAAAUAAAUUAUAAAUACUCAGAUCAACGGUAAGAGGAAUUAACCAACUACUGGUCUGGGAUUAUUUUUAUUCUUUCAACAUCAAUCAAAUUGGCCGCCGGCCGGCGCCGCCAAGACGGUUGACGACGACGUAUAGCAAGAUGAGGAUGUUUGUAUUAGCCGCCCUUCGCUUCAGCCUCUUCGUCUUGGCCACCAGCAGCUCAUCAGUGGAGGCCGAAACGGUCUAUCAAGUGUGGGAUGUAAAGUUCGAGCCCCGGUCACCGGAUGGUUACCGGAAACCGACUUUGACCGUCAACGGCAAAUACCCGGCACCCAUUAUCAACACAACCCAAGGUGACACAAUCGUGGUCAACGUCAUAAACAAUCUAAGGACCGAUCUCGCCAUCCAUUGGCAUGGCAUCAAACAGCCGGGAACAUUCCUUUACCAUCCUCAUAGUGGGUUGCUAAGAUCGGAAGGAUUACAAUCACUUAUCAUAGUGGCUGCCGCUGCUGGAAAUCCGGAACCAUUUGUGUAUGACGAUGAAACAAGUAUUCUGCUGGAGGAUUGGUACCACCAGAGUCAUCUUGACCAAGCGGCUGGCCUUGCUGCCUCCCCCUUUCGGUGGGUUGGCGAGCCUCAGUCGCUUUUGAUAAAUGGAAUAGGAAAGUUCAAUUGUAGCAAUGCAAAUGCAACCGCCGCCGCAGCUUGUAAUGACACAGGACUAGAGUCCCUUUAUUCCCUGACCGUCGUUUACGGCAAGACUUACCGGAUUAGGAUCGGCAGCUUGACCUCCCUUUCUGCUUUAAGUUUCCAAAUUGAGGGUCAUAGUAUGACCGUGGUUGAGGCGGAUGGUCACUACGUGGAACCAUUUGAAGUGACAAAUCUGUUCAUUUAUUCGGGCGAAACAUAUUCGGUAUUGGUCAACGCCAGCCAAGACCCUACAAGGAGCUACUGGAUGAGUUCGGCGGUAGUGGCUCGAAACCGCACCACCCCAAAUGGCUUGGCUAUCCUCACCUACCUCAACAGUAAUUCUGCUGCAAAAAAGCCACCCACGACUCCACCGGAGGCGGCGCGCUGGGACGACCUCGACUCCCGGCUGAAGCAGAGCUGGGAUAUCGUGGCCCGAAAGGAUCGCGUCGUCGAGGUGCCCAAGACAUCGGACCGCGUCAUCCUCAUGCUCAAUACCCAAAACAACAUCGACGGGAAAAAGAAGUGGGCCAUGAACGGUGUGUCCUUGAAGUUUCCGGAGAAGCCGUAUCUGAUCGCGCUAAAAGACGGUCUACUAAGAGGCGGUGUUAACCAAACACAGCCUCCGGAUUCCUACGACGUGAAAAACUACGACAUCUAUUCGGAGCCGAAGAACCCGAACGCCACGGCUAGCAGCUCCUAUUACAAGCUCAAGUUCAACUCCACUGUGGACGUCAUCCUUCAGAAUGCCAACGUGCUGAGUGGUCAAGUGAGUGAGACACAUCCGUGGCAUUUGCACGGGCACGACUUUUGGGUGCUGGGUUAUGGAGCGGGGAAGUAUAACCACUCAACUGACCAGCACAAGCUCAACCUUGUGAACCCGAUCAUGAAAUACACUGCCCCGCUCCAUGGCUACGGAUGGACCGCAUUGCGGUUCAAGGCGGAUAACCCGGGGGUCUGGCUCUUUCAUUGCCACCUCGAUGCGCAUUUCUUCAUGGGGAUGGGUGUGGUUUUUGAGGAAGGGAUUGAGCAGGUGGGGGAAUUGCCUCCGUCCAUUAUGGGAUGUAUUCCCCCCAAACACUAGCUUAGCUAGCUAGCAGGAGCUGCCCGGCCGGUUGUCCAAACUCCAAAACAUAAUGCAUGAGACCCCUGUCCUUACAUACACACGUAUACAUCAUUUAGUUAUGGCUUUGACUUUCUAAACAAUGAUUUUGACAUCUACCGAGUAUACUUUUGUAAAACUUUUAUAUUUAUUUUAUACUUUUAUGGUACGGAGUAUUAUUGUUUAAGCUUUUUUGUAAGCUAAAUAUAUUCGAAAAC
This is a messenger RNA of Cuscuta europaea, 2248 nucleotides long. Lineage: Eukaryota; Viridiplantae; Streptophyta; Magnoliopsida; Solanales; Convolvulaceae. The record is from the annotation of a GenBank genome assembly.